Messenger RNA from Drosophila rhopaloa, 2564 nucleotides. RefSeq lists its product as uncharacterized. The record is from RefSeq and is a predicted model, not a curated record. Bases 1 to 2406 code for a protein of 801 amino acids. The transcript has 7 exons. Gene Ontology annotation, biological process: lipid metabolic process. Lineage: Eukaryota; Metazoa; Arthropoda; Insecta; Diptera; Drosophilidae.
AUGUUGAUAAUGAAGUUUGUGAUCUUUUUUGUCUGGGUUUGCAUCGCCAGUACUAAACCAACGGUGAGGCUUGGAUUCAAAAAUUACACCGGACAUCCCAAGGAUUACCGCAUCAAGAGUUUAAACGGAGUCCAUUUAAUAGCCAAGUAUAACUACCCGGUGGAGACGCACACGGUUCGCACCAGGGAUGGUUAUAUCCUCGAUAACUUUCGAAUCCCGUCAUCAGGGCGCUGUACGAAGAGCACACCAAAACCGGUCGUCCUCAUCCAGCACGGCAUGACCGCCUCGGCGGAUUCAUUCCUGAUGACCGGACCCAAGACUGGACUGCCUUUCAUGCUAGCCGACGCCUGCUACGAUGUGUGGCUGAGCAACUGCCGCGGAGUGCGCUACUCCCUGCGUCACUCAAGCCUGAAGUCCUCCCAGGACUCCUUCUGGAGCUUUAGUUGGCAUGAAAUCGGAAUGGAGGACCUGUCCGCCCAGAUCGACUAUAUCGUGUCGACCACUAAUCAGAGUGCGUUGCACUUCGUGGGUCACUCGCAGGGAUGUACCACGCUGAUGGUCCUGCUCAGUAUGAAACCGGAAUACAAUUGGAAGGUCAAAACUGCCAACCUCAUGGCCCCCGCCGUUUUCAUGCAACACUCCACCGCCGGCGUAAUAAAUAAACUCCAGAAAAUCAUUAUGAAAAUGAAGGACUGCAGUUUUUUUGGCCAAACCAGUGUGCUGAAUUUCGUAGUAGGGCUUUUUUGCAAACUCUCCUCUUUAAAAAAGUUCUGCUUAAAUUUGUACAUGCUCUCCGGCUCUCCGUCCAAGAACAUGAACAAAACCAUCAUUCCUACGCUGUUGGCAACGCACCCGGCUGGAAUUUCUUCGCGUCAGCCCAAGCACUUUCUUCAGGUCAGAAAAUCAGGCAAAUUUCGGCCAUUCGACUUUGGAGUAAAAAAAAACCGAAUGGUCUACAAGCAAGUCUUGCCUGAGGAAUAUCCAUUGGAAAAGGUCCGUCCGAUGUCUCCCAUCCACAUUUAUUACAGUGAUGGGGACAAAAUGACCACGACGAUUGAUGUUCUGAUACUAGCCAACAAAUUGGACAAAGUUGUGAAGCAUCACAUUCCUGACUCAACCUGGGACCACACGGACUUUAUUUUCGCCAAGACAGUAGAUAAAGUCAUCAAUGAACCAAUUAUCGGAAUUAUAGAUCAGUUCGAAAAUUUAGAAACAAUGCAGCUAAUAUUGUUUGUACCUUUUUUUGCCCUGCUGAGCAGCGGAAAAGCCUUAUCGGAGAAUAACGCGAGCCGCACUAAGUCAAUAACUGGGAUCGAUAUAAUAGCAAGCCACAACUAUCCAGUGGAGUCGCACACUGUCGUUACCAAGGAUGGCUACAUACUGACACCCUUCCGCAUCCCGUCUUCGAACCUCUGUACGAAGAGCGGGGUAAAGCCAGUCGUCCUCAUCAAUCACGGCCUGACCGGAUCGGCGGACACAGCCCUGCUAACCGGACCCAAGGACGGUCUGCCCUUUCUCUUGGCCGACGCCUGCUACGACGUGUGGCUGAGCAACAGCCGCGGAACCCGAUAUUCCAGGCGCCACGUAAAACUUAAGGUCUGGCUGCUUAAGUUCUGGCGCUUCAGCUGGCAUGAAAUUGGGAUGGAGGACUUGCCCGCCUUGAUUAACCACAUCUUGGCGAUCACGAAACAGAAUGGGUUGCACUUCGUGGGUCACUCACAGGGCACCACCACGUUGAUGGUGCUGCUCAGUAUGAAACCGGAAUACAACGCGGUGAUCAAGACGGCCAAUCUGAUGGCCCCUCCCGUCUUCAUGCAGCACUCCCUCUCGCUGGGACACAAGCUCCUGAAGCCCGUCUUGCAGAUCCUGCCCGACAGCGAGCUGUUGCCUUACCAAAGGCUAUUGAAUCCCGUGAUAGGAUCCAUGUGCAAGCUGAUGGGCGUAAAAGAUCUCUGCACCACCUUGUACCUUUUCUACAACGGACGAGUGUCCAAAGAAAUGAACAGGUCCAUCAUACCAUUGUUGAUCGCCACUCACCCGAACGGAAUUUCCACCAGGCAGCCAAAACACUAUCUACAGCUCAAGGACUCCUGGAGGUUCCGGCAAUACGACUUUGGGUUUGCCACCAAUUGGAUCGUCUACGGCCGAUCCUCUCCCCCGGACUAUCCGCUGGAAAAUGUCCGUCCGCUCUCUCCCAUCCACUUGUACUACAGCGACGAUGACGGUACCAUCUCGCCGAAGGACAUUCCAACGCUGGUCAGCAGGUUGUCCAAUGUGGUGGUACAUCACAUCACCAUCCCCACCUGGGACCAUAUGGACUUUAUUUUCGCUAGGAGCGUUAAUAAAGUGAUCAAUCAACCGAUUAUGCAAAUUAUUAAAGAUUUCGAGGAUUCCCAAUAUGGAUAAUGAAAUAUUUUUAGAAGAGUCUAAUCUCCCACGAUUUUUAUGUUUACUUUCAGAAAAGUAUACCGAACAUUCUUAAAAUCCCUUUCCAGUGCUUUUUUUAUAAUUUCGAUUUCUUUAUAAUAGAAAAAAAUUAUAACUGGUCAUUACAAAAUAAAUAA